AUAACAAAAGAUAACUUAAUAAAAUGAAUUAAUUCCUUUAUUGCAAUUUCAUUCACAGAGAAAAAAUACCAGGUGCUGUCUGUAUAAAAUGUCCUCCAUUCAUUUAACUACAGGUUCUCAGGAGCCUCCCAGAGUUGAAGGUCUAUUGAGACUUUAUUCCAUGAAGUUUUGUCCUUUUGCCCAAAGGACUAGAUUAGUUCUAAAUGCAAAAGGAAUUCCUCAUGAUAUUGUGAAUAUAAAUUUGAUCAAAAAACCUGAAUGGUACUUUAAAAUUCAUCCAGAAGGAAAAGUACCAGCUCUGCUUGAUGGAUCAAAGGUUAUUGUUGAAAGUCUCGACAUAAGUGAUUAUCUCGAUGAGAAAUAUCCUGAAAACCCUCUUUAUCCUGUAAAGCCUGAAUUGAAGAAACGUGACAAGGAUUUAAUAAACAAGAUCGGAGCUGUAACUCAGGUUUUUGGUCAAUGCGUCUUUACUGAUAUGAAAAAGACUCCAGAGGAGUGGUUAAAAGAUUUUUUAGUUCCAUUGCAAGAUUUUGAAGAUGCACUAGCUCAAAGAGGAACACCAUUUUUUGGUGGAGAAAAACCAGAAAUGGUCGACUAUAUGCUGUGGCCCUGGGCAGAAAAGACAGAAUGUAUAGAAAUAAAACAGGGAACGAAAUUACCAGUGAAGGAUGAUCAAAUACCACUUCUUCGGAAAUGGAGAAAAACUAUGCGUGAUUAUCCUAUUGUCAAAGAAAUAUACACUCCUCCAGAAGUAUUUUGGAAAGUGGCUGAAUGUAAAUUAACCGGAACUGAACCCAAGUAUGAUGACUUAUAAGAUGCACAUAUCACAGUACAUGUAUAAAAAUAUUUAUGCUAUACAAUUUUUAAUUUUUAAUUACCUAAUAUUUUUAGAAUUACUUUAUGUUACAUUUUUGUAAUAAAAUAUUAAUUUUAAUAAGACAGUAAUAAGGCUUUAACUAGUAUAAUUUUUAUAUACUAUGUUUCUCAAAUAUGUUUUA
This is a messenger RNA of Anoplophora glabripennis (Asian longhorned beetle), 998 nucleotides long. RefSeq names its product pyrimidodiazepine synthase. The record is from RefSeq and is a predicted model, not a curated record. Gene Ontology annotation, biological process: glutathione metabolic process. Gene Ontology annotation, cellular component: cytoplasm. NCBI's taxonomy places the organism in Eukaryota, Metazoa, Arthropoda, Insecta, Coleoptera, Cerambycidae. Gene Ontology annotation, molecular function: glutathione transferase activity; glutathione dehydrogenase (ascorbate) activity. Bases 89 to 814 code for a protein of 241 amino acids. The transcript is spliced from 4 exons.